AUGACGACAAUCGAAAGGCUUGGUUCCAUGAAACAAUAUGAGUUUGUUAUAAGUGAACCGGAUGAUUGUGUUACAAUUAUUUAUACUAGUGGAAGUUCAGGAUUUCCGAAAGGUGCGAUGAUCUCCGCAAAUGUAUUUCAAAGUAAUUUCCCUUCGUUGAACUUAUCGUUUCGAGAUGAACAUGUGAAGUUUUGUUAUCGACCAUUGGCAUGGGCCACAGAUCGACAAGGUUCAAUUGCUGUCUUUCUCGGCGGAGGACGGAUAGGAUUCUCAACAGGCAACGUCGAUCGUCUCAUGGAAGAAUUACUUCUAGUGAGACCAACGAGUUUCUCUGCUCCGCCGACGAUUUGGAAUAAGAUCUAUUCUGAAUAUAAAGCAACUCUCUCAUUGAUGACAGCAGAUCAAUCAGAUGAAGAUGCAGCCAAAACGGAAGAAAUGCUGCUGAAACAAUUUGCAAAGUUGAUUCCAAAUCGAUGUCGAGUUCUGUCGAUUGGUGGUGCAAUGGUAAGUGGUACAGUGCUUGAUUUUAUGAAGCGUUGCUUUUCGGAUCGAUGUCAAAUUAUGGAAUCUUAUGGAACGACCGAAUGCGGAAGCAUCACAUUUGAUAAUCUCGUUGAAACUUCAGUCAACUAUCGUCUCGAAUCAGUCGUCGAAAUGGGAUAUACAGUUGAAGAUAAACCAUUUCCACGAGGAGAAUUAUUAGUGAAAACGAAUAAGAUGUUUUCUGGAUACAUCAACAAUCCUGAAGAAACUAAAAUCGCAUUCACUGAUGAUGGAUAUUUUCGUACAGGAGAUAUUGUUGAAGUACGUCAUGUCGAGAAUGGACAAGCGAUCAUACAGAUUAUUGAUCGAAAAAAGAACUUUUUCAAACUUUCACAAGGACAAUUUGUGUCACCCGAGUUUCUCGAAAAUAUUUAUCGAGAAAGUGCGUUUAUCGAACAAAUCUAUAUUCAUGGGAAUCUACUAGAAGAUUCUGUUAUAGCAGUGAUUGUGCCAAACAAAGAAUAUGUUCAAGCAUUUAUGAAAAAACAUCAUCUGAAUGCAAAGUUCAACAGUGGUCGUGAAGCAGAGAAGUUACUAUGCGAUGCUAUUAUGAAUGAUAUGCGAUCGUUAGCAACGAAAGACUCACUUCGAAAACAUGAGAUUCCUUCACGAUGUAUCAUCAGCUUCGAACCAUUCACAUCAGAAAAUGGUUUGCUUACAUCGUCGAUGAAACUUUGUCGUUAUCGUUUGGGUGCUCAUUUCCAUGAUCGAUUGAAGGCAGCUGAAUCAAUCGAAGAUCGACUGAAAAUUCUAGUCGAAAAAGCUAUUGGACGCGACUUUAGUUCGAACUCAUCAACAAACAUGAUCUCUCUCGGUAAUGACUCGUUGGCUGCUGUACGUCUUUCUCGUAGUAUACAAAAUGACUUGGGAGUAUCGAUUCCAUUGCAUCUACUGUUUGACUCGAAUAUGACUCUAGAAAGUCUCACAAAAAUGAUUGAAGAUCCAUCUCGACUUGCAUCACACUCCGAUUCAAUCAAAUCACGAUUGUUACAGGAUGCUGCAGAAGUGCUCAAUGUCAACAUCGAAGAGACGAAAGACGCAAAAGAUUCACCUACAAUCGUUUUCAUCACUGGAACUACUGGAUUCGUUGGUGGUUUUCUCUUAGCUGAACUACUGAAAGUAUAUCCUUGUGAUUGUAAAUUUAUUUGUUUAGUUAGAUGUGACAUGUCAAUACCUCCACUAGAUCGUAUUCGAAAGAAUAUGAUAUUCCUUCAAUUAUGGAAUGAAACAUACGAAGAUCGUAUCGUUGCAGUUCGAGGUGAUCUUGCACAAGAAUAUUUUGGAAUGGAAAUAGAAACGUAUUCUGCAUUAGCAAAUGAAACAGAUGUGAUCUUUCACUGUGGAACUAUAGUCAACUUUGUACUUCCAUAUGAAAAUCUUUAUAGUUCGAAUGUUUUUGGUACUCGAGAAGUAAUUCGUUUUGCAAGUCAUCAUUCGAUACGAUGCAUACCGAUACACUACAUAUCCACCAUGAGUGUUCUACCGUCGACUGUAGAACACGAAAUGCAUAUCGAUGAAGUGUCGACAGAUCAUUUGAGAACGGGUUAUGCACAAAGUAAAUGGGUGGCGGAGAAACUUAUCGCUGAAGCUAUUCGUCUCGGUUUGUCAGUGACAAUUUAUCGGCUUGGAUCAAUAUGGGCAGAUUCAGAAACUGGUGCUUGUAAUCAGCACGACAUCUUUACACUAUUUAUAAGAGCAAUGAUAAAAACUGGCUGCUUUCCGACGACGGCUAUCAACACAAUAUUGAAUGGACUACCAGCUAAUUUAGCAGUUCAGGGUAUUGUCUCACUGAGUCGUCAGCGGUCGAAUAUCAACGGAAAAGUGCAUCACAUUGUUCCAUUCGGUGAAGGAGUACCAUUUGAGAAUCUAAUUGUAUGUAUGCGGCAAUGUGGUAUGACUGUGAACGAUGUUUCAUACGAAGAAUGGAAAAGAAGAGUGGCGGAACAGUCGGAGCCUAUCGUAGAAUUUUUUUCUCAGAGUCCUUUCGAGAGAAUCGUACCUGGAGAUUCAUCUACAAGCACUAUCGGCUCUGAAGUACUUGAUGAUAUUUAUGUUAUGAAAUGGUUGAAAUUUAUAUUGAAUCACAUUAUUGGUGAUCCAGUUGUUUAG
Adineta ricciae is the source of this 2652-nucleotide messenger RNA. NCBI's taxonomy places the organism in Eukaryota, Metazoa, Rotifera, Eurotatoria, Adinetida, Adinetidae. The record is from the annotation of a GenBank genome assembly.